GCCAUGGAGCCAUCGCCGCUGACCCAGGACUCGCGGCCCCAGACAUUCCAGCCCAAGAUCAUCCACCUCUAUGAAACCCUGUUCAAGGCCGAAGACGACGAUGUCGAGCCCUCGGAGGGCUUCUGGCAUGAAUUCUUCCUACACAAGCCAGAACCCGCCGGCCUGAAGCGUGUGCUGGCCUCGGUAGCCCCCGACGAGAUGCUGCACGAGCAGGCCCAUUCACAGCAACUCUUCCGCCAGGCCAUUGUGCGCAUCAAGCAAGCCAAGGCACCGGCCGACGACAUCGCCCUCGAGACCUUGACAGUCUUCCUCGACGCCGCCCUGGCCAAAAAAUACACCAACCCAAGCUCCGAUAUCAUCUCGGUCCUCACGGGCCUCAACGAUGCCGACGCGGUCAUGACCGACUUUGUGGCCACGCUGGACACUGCUAUACGCAGCGGAAGAGACAUUGCGGUGCGCCAAAGGGCCAUUCGAGCCGCUCUCUCCAUGACUGCUGCUGGAUUCCAGACGGCGCUCCCGUCGUACUUUACCCACCGCGAUCUCUUUCCCUCGCUCAUGAAGUAUACCCAAGAUUGCGAAAACAGCACCGACGUCCUACCCGCCCUCUACCUCCUCGGCCUACUUUCCAACUACAACAAAUUCGAGUUUCAGAAUCCGUACAGACUGCGACUGGACGACUUCGUCAACGACGUAAUAAUACAAGAUAUGAUAGCAUGCCUUGGGACCACUUGCACCACACUACGAGACGCAUACGUAGCAGUCCAGGACGACAGGCCCGAAGGCUGGACGCUGGGUACGACGUUGAGCUACAUAGGUUUGGGUGCUCUUGCUCCAAACUCUCGGCCUACAACACCUGUGCCCCCAGCCCAGGAGGAAGCCAAGUCGCUCUUUGCUGCACUGCCAGGACCACAAGCCGGUGUGCUACUUUCGAUUUUCGACUUUGCAAAUGCCAACAAGGUUUUUUGCUACAAUCUCGUCACCUUUGGACUGGGCAACAAGAAUCGGCCAUCGCCCUUUAGCGAGUUCCUCUCCUUGACCUCGUACAUGUUCCAACAUGCACACCGGUCUACAAGAGCCGCUUUGUACACAUACACAAGUCUUUUCGUCCUGCAAGUCUUGGUUGAAGAUCAGUCGCUUUCUAAGCGCUUAUGCAGUGACGAGUCUAAACUUUCGGUGCGGCUGUGUCGCCAGAGACAGCCUUACCUCCCGAUCGUGAGAGGUGAACGAGUCCCUGUGGCCAUCAUCCUGGAUAUGAUGUCAGACGGCAUCAGCCAUAAUCUGCGCAGACGGCUAGAUGUAGAUUUCUACAUCCUAAGUCUUGGUGUUUUGCUACGACUACUCUCGUACCUCAGUCGCACAAAAACUCGCAUCACAUACCACUGGUCGGAACUCUGGAGGACUCUACUUUCCUUUGUCCGCUUCCUGACAACCUACGAGAGCGACAUCAAAUCAAACUACAAGUCGAAUGGGAUGAUCAAUCUUUUGGUCAAUCUAUUGGCUUUUGCGCUCUCUAGCGGCGAGAAUUUCCUUCCCGACCCUGCCUCAUACGAUGAUCUGUUCUACAAGCUCGUCGAGAGCGGUGACAUUCUCAUCAAAUUCAGAGAUGCUUUUGGCCUGUCUGGUCAGUCUGACUCGAUGCAGACACUGAUCAACGUCUCGUCUCACUAUCAUUCCCUGCUCGAGGAGAAGGGCAAAUCGCGUGGCAAGCAUCUAAGUCCACAGGAGGUUCACGCUGUGAUCAAACAGGGAUACGAAACUUUGUCAAUCGACGCGAGCGAAGGCUUAGAUCGAUGGGACAAGUUCCGCGACGCGGAUUUCAAGUCGCUCCUCAAGAAAAUCGCUAGAGCUACCGUAGAAGAUGCCAAAGCGCUGAACAGUGACAGCUGAGGCCAAUAAUGAAUGACAGUCGUUCC
Molecule: messenger RNA, 1913 nt
Organism: Exserohilum turcica Et28A
Lineage: Eukaryota; Fungi; Ascomycota; Dothideomycetes; Pleosporales; Pleosporaceae
Exons: 7
Coding region: 4-1887 (627 amino acids)
Biological process (GO): regulation of Golgi organization
Cellular component (GO): cytosol
Source: RefSeq, a predicted model, not a curated record